This is a messenger RNA of Exophiala xenobiotica, 1665 nucleotides long. RefSeq lists its product as uncharacterized. Bases 155 to 1534 code for a protein of 459 amino acids. The record is from RefSeq and is a predicted model, not a curated record. Lineage: Eukaryota; Fungi; Ascomycota; Eurotiomycetes; Chaetothyriales; Herpotrichiellaceae. Gene Ontology annotation, biological process: fungal-type cell wall biogenesis; carbohydrate catabolic process. Gene Ontology annotation, molecular function: mannan endo-1,6-alpha-mannosidase activity. The transcript is spliced from 2 exons.
UGCACAUGUCGACUCUCGCUUCUUGCUUGCACUGCUUCUUUUACUGUCGCAUGUUAUCGUCGCUCGCUGAUGCCCAGUACCGCAGCAUGAUAUGAUUCCUUGCAACGCUUACGAUCGUUGAGAAUUGUCAUUAUUAGCUCUGUCUUUUUUCACAAUGUGGCUGACUCCGCUGCUGUUCCCGGCUGCAGCCAUGGCCAUUACACUCGACCUCAGCUCCACGCAAUCGAUCUCGUCGGCAGCAGGCACAGCCGCCUACAACAUGAUGACUUACUACACUGGCAAUCAGACAGGCCAAGUCCCAGGCCUUCUUCCAGGCUCUCUUAGCUGUGACCCGAAGGUUACCGGCACCUACUGCUGGUGGGAAGCCGGUGCAAUGUGGGGGUCAUUGAUCAACUACUGGCAAUAUACCAACGACAGCACAUAUAACUCGAUUGUUUCCGAGUCGAUACAAUUUCAACGAGGACCAGAGGACAAUUUCAAUCCGCCCAACCAGUCACGUAGCAUGGGUGUCGACGAUCAAUUAUUCUGGGCCUUUUCAGCACUCGAUGCCGUCGAGAGCAACUUCCCCGAGGCUGGAGGCGACAAUCCAUCGUGGCUGGCUCUCGCACAGGGCGUGUACAAUUUCCAGACCUCUCUCUGGGAUACCUCGACUUGUGGUGGCGGAUUCCGAUGGCAGGUCUAUUCAUUCAAUGCUGGAUAUAACCUCAAAAUCGCAAUCGCUAAUGGCGGCAACUUCCAGCUCUCAGCAAGAUUGGCUUAUAUCACAGGGAACCAGAGCUACGCUGACUGGGCGGUAAAGGUCUGGGACUGGAUGGCGACCAGCCAGUUAUUCCAGACAGAAGGUGACAUGUUGUAUAUAUGGGACAGUACAGACAGCGACAAUAACUGCACGAAUGCGGAUCACCUAGUCUGGACGUAUAACUACGGGACUGUCCUCGCUGGCGCGGCGUACAUGUACAAUUACACCAACGGAAGUUCGGAGUGGGAGAGCCGAGUACAGCAGGUGCUGUCCAGCACAUUUAGCCUGUUCUUCCCGUCGGAUUAUGGUGGGAACGUCAUGACUGAAAUGGAGUGCGAGCCAAAGCUGAAUUGCGACCAAGACCAGAAGAGUUUCAAGGCUUACUUGUCGCGCUGGCUUGCCGUCACAGCGCUUCUUGUGCCUAGCACAGCGAGCCAGAUUAUGCCGAAGUUACAGGCGAGUGCCACGGGCGCAGCGGGCCAGUGUAGUGGGGGAGGGGACAUUUGCGGUGAACAAUGGUAUACAACAACAUACGACGGUCUGACGGGCGUUGGUGAAGAGAUGAGCGCAAUGUCGAUAUUCGGAGCCAAUUUGAUCAGCUCGAGUAUGGUGCCUCUGAGUCUACGAACGGGCGCGACAUCGGAAAGUGACCCAUCGGCUGGCGGUACAGCCAACGACACCCCGUCAAGUCAGUUUCAGAAGCCGAUUACAACGGCCGACAAGGCAGGUGCAGCAAUUUUGACAAUCCUGGCCUGCACAAUAACGAUUGGUGGUGCAUGGUGGCUAGUUACAUGAGACGAGCGGGUACUGUUGUGAGAUAGCGUAAGCGAUCGGCGUUUUCUCUUGCAUAUAGCUUCAAGUCCCGGGUUAUUGGUACAUAUGCCGAAAUCAAAAGCGAUGCCUUGGAAGAAAUGAACGUUCUUGCG